CUUGCGGCAUUCGAUGCCAAAUUUCUCCUCCUUUCCCGCUCAUACUAUCCACCGAUAAACUAUCAAACAUCACAUAUCAUCAUUCUAGCAUUACUAGCGGUUGAAGAUCGAUGCCACGCCACGUCCCAAGAUGGACGAGUUGAACAGGUUUCUCUACCGCCUUUGCUUCUUCUGCGCUGUCUUGGUGCCCUCCAUGGUAGCAAUCACUCGUCAACUCUCGGUCAAUGCAUUCUGGAUAGCCUUGUUUCUGGUGCUGCCCUCUUUGUCCUGGCUUGCCGGCGAGGCGUCUCCCGGUUGGGUUGUGUGCGAGAGCGGCAUUGCCAUCGUCUUGCGCGACAAGCUGCAGUUCAUACAACUGGAUAAUCUUGGCUGGUGGAUCGGGUUCAACCUAAUGUCCGCCCUUCUAUUCCGCAGUCUUGCUCCGAGCUUUCCCAUCAGCUGGCAGCUUGUUGUCGUGGGCCUGACUCUUGUUUCGGGUAUGGCAAUACGUCCGGAGCGGUCGUUGCUGGGCUUCUUUUUGUGGAUUCCCUCGUUAGGUUUUCUCUUGUUGCCAGCUACGUUUCUGUAUUUCAGUCUUGCCUUGCAUCCAGAAAGACACAUCUUCCCCUAUGUCGUGCUUGGCCGGCAGUGGAAGCUCAGUCCGCCAAGGUCAUACCCGAUCAGCGUGCGCCCUGAUGUCGGGGACACACUCUGCGAGCGUUGCAAGCAACUGACGACCAAGUCAAAGCUGAUUAUGGGUUCUCGCUUCUUUCCAUUUGUCCGAUCGGAAGAGUGGCAUGAUUUCUGGCCGUCUUUCGAAGAUCUACGCCACUCGGCCUUCAGCGGGCGGCCAGCUUGCCACGUCUGCUGUAUACUGUGGUCCUCGUGCAGCGAACAGCGCCGGAGACAGAUUAUCUGGGGACGGCGAUGGCUUUGGCUGCACUUUGCUCGAAAGGCCCGACGGAUUGCCGCACAACAACGGCCUCGCUCGCCAUUUGUAUUGCAGGAUAUUGCAGAGCUUUCUCAGCCGAGGCCCUUCUGUCUGAAAGUGAAGAUCUGGGACGAGGCACCGGGUUUGCCAUACCUUAGUGCCCAACUCUUUCGGGACGACACACCCAUUGGCUCUCGCCUUGUUAUUGACGGCAACGAUUGGCCCGGCACAGUAUCUUCGGUUCGUGACUCCACCUCGACCAGCUCUGAUCACCAUAUCAUCCUGGCCAAGCAGUGGCUACAGCACUGUCAAAUGUAUCACCCUGCGUGCAAGGCACAGGGGAAAUUCCAACGAGAGCCGCCGACAAGGCUUAUAUGCAUCACCGCACCGGGAGAAUUGGGAGGCAAUACCUUUCCAGUCAUCCGGCUCGUGGUGGCUAAGAACCCCAGCACCGAGUAUGUGGCCUUCAGUCACUGCUGGGGAGGCAGCCAGCCAUUCAAGCUUCUCCAGGCCAACUACCACGACUGCCUUUUCAACAUCGACUUUGACCACUUGUCCCGAAACUGCCAGGAUGCCGUGCGCAUCACCCUGGCACUCGGCUACUCUUAUCUCUGGAUUGACUCUCUCUGCAUCAUACAGGAUUCCAAAGCCGACUGGAAAACGCAGGCGGCCAAGAUGGGCGACGUCUAUGACCUGGCCGUGUGCACAAUCGCGUCGACGGGCUCCUCGUCGGGCGACGGCGGAUGUUUCCAUCAAAGAGACCCUCGCAGCCUGCGGCCCUGCAAAAUCGCUACUUCAUCACGAGACCAACUGUUGCCCAAGUGGACCUGCCUGCGCCGUGAGGGUGUCUCUGCCUUUGUCCGUGGCGUCGACCGAUCCCCCUUGAACAAGAGAGCCUGGGUGUUCCAGGAGCGCUUGCUUUCUCACCGGAUCCUGCAUUUUGGCGACGACAUGUUGUUUUGGGAGUGUCGACAGCGGGUGGCUUCCGAGCUUGACCAGGAUGGCUAUGUCUAUAGGCGGUUUCCCCAGGACUUCAAGGACAACUACACAUUCCUAAGCAACAAGCAGCUCUUGCUAGGAGUGCUCUGGAAAUUCCCAUCCAAGGAUGAGAUACAACAAUUGUCGAAAGAAACCGUUACCGCGUUACAAGAACGUCUCCCUCUGCCAGAGCUAGACCCAGACGACUUUGUCGUAUCUCGCACAACCCACCAAGAUCCCCGAGCGUCUCAGAAGCAUUUCCUCAAACGCGCAAACGACUCUUGGAGAGGUUGGGAAGAGGACGGUGAGCGGCAGGGGAACUCCGGAUUCCGGUACGCGUUCCAGAGACUGCUGGAUCACAAGUUUCUCGGCGACGAGACAGGGGCGGAUAGCUUUACGCACUGUUGGUACCAGAUUGUACAGCUCUACUCCAGGGGAAACCUGACGUUUCCAACCGACAAGCUAGUUGCCAUAUCCGGCAUUGUGCGCAAAAUCGAGACGGUCACGGGCUGCGAGUACCUGGCCGGCCUGUGGAAAGAAAGCCUGAUAACGGAUUUGCUCUGGUUCGCUGCUGAACAGCCCAGACGCCGACUGAUUGCCGCCCAAGUUGAGGGCUCUGCAAAAGCAGCAUCUUCGCACCCUGCUCCCGGUAAACAAUCUGGCCGACAGAUCCCUAAUCUUAUUGCUCCCACCUGGUCAUGGGCAUCGCUCGAGGGCCCGGUGGCCACGGAACUUGUCCCGCAAAACACGCGCACCAAUCUGCGAUGGCACAGGCUGGCCUCUUUGGUCGACGUCAAGACCGGAAUCACGGAGCUGGAGACGCCGGCGGCCGGCCGAGUUGACAUAACAACAGGCGUUUUGCAUUUGUCUGGACCACUGUGCAAGAUCCUCAGAUCCUGGUUCGAUCUGAAAAUGAUGUGCUGGCGUAUCGAGGCCGACGAUGGCCGACAAUCAGUCUCGGCCAUGCUCCGGCCGGAUAUUUCCAUGGACGAAGAUAACCUCAGCCUGGACCCUGACCUGUUCUGUCUGCCCUGUUUGGCUGCCAUUCACGAAGAGCGAGGGCAACCGCGGGAUUCUGCGCUUGAGGAAGUCCAGGGGCUGGUGUUACGGCGGGUAGGGGGAAGGUCGAGGGGCGCGGAUAAUGUCUUUCUCCGAGUUGGAUUUUUCACCACGGGCCUGCUAGAUAGGGACUCUUCUGGUGGUAUGUUUAGGCACACUCUUAUGACGGUAGUGUGUAUUAUGUAGAUUGUUGUACUUGAGGGAUGUGGCUUGCCUCAUCCCUUGACGCCAAUGCACAUGACACUGUCUCGCUAC
This is a messenger RNA of Canariomyces notabilis, 3202 nucleotides long. Its product is annotated as HET-domain-containing protein. The transcript has 2 exons. Bases 131 to 3133 code for a protein of 1000 amino acids. The record is from RefSeq and is a predicted model, not a curated record. Lineage: Eukaryota; Fungi; Ascomycota; Sordariomycetes; Sordariales; Chaetomiaceae.